AUGGGACAGUCAUCGAGGCCACUUGUUGAAACGUUCUCAGCUGCAACGACAACGGGACCAGCACCGUACAAACCACCCGAGACAGGACUGUUGUCCAAGCUCCCAGCAUCAUGGGUUCCCUACGCUGAAUUGAUACGACUUGACAAGCCUGCUGGAACAUACUACCUCUUCUUCCCGUGCCUGUUUUCCACCCUCAUGGCUGCCCCAAUGGCUAUGCCUAUGGCAUCCCCAGGCUCUGUCAUUGGCACUUCACUCCUUUUCUUCUCUGGAGCUCUCAUCAUGAGAGGGGCUGGCUGUACCAUCAACGAUCUGUGGGACCGGAACCUCGACCCUCAUGUGUCGCGAACUCGGCUCCGACCUAUCGCUCGCGGUGCCAUUACUCCUUUCAAAGGCCUUGUGUUCACUGGAUGUCAACUUCUUACCGGACUGGGAAUACUGUUACAGUUUCCCCUACCUUGUCUGUUCUAUGGAGUCCCCAGCCUGAUAUUGGUGGCCAGUUAUCCGUUGGCUAAGAGAGUGACGUAUUACCCUCAGGCGGUCCUGGGCCUUACCUUUUCCUGGGGAGCAAUCAUGGGCUUCCCAGCACUUGGCAUUGAUUUGAUAUCGCAUACGACUGCGCUGACCGCUGCAGCGUGUCUAUAUACCUCGAACAUUGCAUGGACAGUGCUAUAUGACAUGAUCUAUGCUCAUAUGGAUAUCAAGGACGAUGUCAAGGCAGGAAUCAAGAGCAUCGCGCUGAAGCAUGAUGCCGAAACUAAGCAAGUGCUUACAGGACUGGCGGCCGCGCAGAUCUCGCUUCUUGCUGUUGCUGGAUAUGCAGCAGGUGCUGGGCCAGCUUUCUUUAUCGGGAGCUGUGGAGGAGCAAUGGUCACGCUUGGGCUUAUGAUUAAACGAGUCGACCUCAAGAAUGUAAAGGAUUGCUGGUGGUGGUUCGUUAAUGGCUGCUGGAUAACUGGCGGGGUGGUCAGUCUAGGCCUGGGUGCAGACUACGCCAUCAAAUAUGCCGAAGAGCACGAAGAAGGAAAUCGUCCCAGAGCUGAGUGUUAG
This is a messenger RNA of Fusarium coffeatum, 1047 nucleotides long. RefSeq lists its product as uncharacterized. The record is from RefSeq and is a predicted model, not a curated record. Gene Ontology annotation, molecular function: 4-hydroxybenzoate polyprenyltransferase activity. Bases 1 to 1047 code for a protein of 348 amino acids. Gene Ontology annotation, cellular component: mitochondrial inner membrane. NCBI's taxonomy places the organism in Eukaryota, Fungi, Ascomycota, Sordariomycetes, Hypocreales, Nectriaceae. The transcript is spliced from 2 exons. Gene Ontology annotation, biological process: ubiquinone biosynthetic process.